Molecule: messenger RNA, 889 nt
Organism: Lycium barbarum (goji berry)
Lineage: Eukaryota; Viridiplantae; Streptophyta; Magnoliopsida; Solanales; Solanaceae
Product: probable ribosome biogenesis protein RLP24
Exons: 5
Coding region: 165-665 (166 amino acids)
Biological process (GO): ribosomal large subunit biogenesis
Cellular component (GO): nucleolus
Source: RefSeq, a predicted model, not a curated record
UAUUGUUAAGAAAUAUAGGACUAGGAAUGUAACUUUUUUCAUAAUAGUUAUGAACCCUAAACCCUAUUAUAAUACAUACCUCCAUUCUUGCAGUAGGUGUUCUGGCAGCUGCUCCUUCGCCACCAUACCUCUAGAGAAUCAGGGAAGUAUAACAGGACGAUACAAUGAGAUUGGAGAAAUGUUAUUUUUGUUCCUCAACUGUAUACCCAGGCCAUGGUAUGCAAUAUGUUCGUAAUGAUGCAAAGAUCUUUCGGUUUUGUAGAUCUAAGUGUCACAAGAACUUUAAGAUGAAGAGGAAUCCACGUAAAGUCAAAUGGACUAAAGCGUAUAGACGGCUGCAUGGAAAGGACAUGACUCAGGACUCAACAUUUGAAUUCGAGAGAAAGCGUAAUAGGCCAGAGAGAUAUGACAGGAAUGUAACCGAGAAGACUUUGAAGGCCAUCAAGAAAAUUGAUAAAAUCAGAGUCGAUAGGGAGAGCAGACAUAUUACAAAGAGGUGGAAAGGAAAGGAAGCCAAGGAGCAGAGAGAAGAUAAAAAGGUUCUCGUUGAGUAUAUUCACAUGGUCAAAGCUCCUGCUGCGCUUAACAAAGAGCCAUCCCUUACACUGCCGCCCAAGGUCAAGAUUUCGCAAAAGCAGCCAGAGGAAAAUCUCAUGGAGGAAUGAACAUUUUGUGUCCUAUAUUCUAUAUUCCCAAAGAAAAACACAAAAAAUCAGUUCAUGCUAUUUUUACGGUAUGUAUAGCUGUUUGAUUACAUUAAUAUGCAAAGCUUUCCCUAACUUUCAGAAUUCGUAAUGGUUUGGGAGAGAAGUUCAAUGAUAUGCCGAAUCUAUUUGUUACCAUCUCGUUUGAAAUCAGACAACUAUAAAUGACUUGUUAUCUUUAACGA